CUCUCACAUGACUGUAACCUGCACCCACGUUUACCAAACAUUAUAUAAAUUUAAAGCUUCUCUCUCUCCAUCUCCCUGCCAAAAAAGCUUUUUCCCAUUUUCAGUACUCUCUUACUGCCACCUUCCCCCACCACCAUUUACUCCUCUACGCCUCUCUAAACUAUCCUUCCCUUUUUAAGUUUCUCCUCUCUCCUCUCCUUUUUACCCUAAGCCACCCAUCACCCAUACCUCUCCAUUCUCUAUUCUGGCUCUCCCUACCAUGGAAUCUUUUAGCUUGCUCAAGUACUGGCGAGGCGGUGGCGGCGCUCCCCUUUCCGCUGAUAAUGCCGCUUCUAACCUCCGAACUUGCACUGCGCCACCCUCUGCGACCACCACUAUAGUCACUGCCGUCACUGAACAUGAAAUGGAAACCGACGCCGAAGAUGGAGACGACGACGACGGCCCCUUUUUUGACCUGGAGUUUGCCGUUCCCGACGAAGACGAAGAGGAGGGAGAUGAAAUCAAGAACAACAAACAGGAAGAAGACGAUGUCAGUGAGGAAGAUGUCGAAUCCGACGCUACACAGGACGACGAACGCGAGUUUAACUUCACGCUUUCAUCCGGCUCCAGCAACGACCGUGCGGACUCCAAUCUUCCCCUUUCCCCUUCAGAUGACCUGUUCUUUAAAGGUAGACUGGUUCCUAUUGAGCCCUCGUUGAAUGCUGCGGACUUAAGCACCAAGCCUCAGUUCCCUGUUUCGCUGUUGAAAUCCGCCACCAAGUUUCGGGUCUUCAUGUUGGGUUUCAAGAAAUCGAAGCCGCCACAAACCGGAAACGACAAAACAGAGGCUGCCGGCGCCGGCGACACUCCCAAAAAGGGAGGAGAGGCAAACAAACAUCAGCGUAAUUUGUUCACCGUGAAGUUCAAGGUGGAGGAGGUACCUAUAGUGUCCCUAUUCACCAGAGACAGCAGCUCUAGAAAUUCCACAAACAAGCAGAAACAGAACGGGGAGGAACCAGUCUCCGACGAGAAGCGGUUCUCGAAGGAUGUGAUGCACAAGUAUCUGAAGAAAAUGAAGCCGUUAUACGUUCGCGUUUCGAGGAGGUACGGCGAGAAAUUGAGGUUCUCUGGCCAGUUAAGCUUCGGGUCUGGCACAACAUCAUUGUCUUCAUCAUCAUCUGUGGGGAAAUCAGGAGGGGAGAAGGGGGAAUCGGAGGGGGAGAAGGGGGAGAGUCAAGUGAGAAGUCAGAAACAGGGAAAUAUUCCGGCAGGACUGAGGGUGGUGUGCAAACAUUUGGGGAAAAGUCGAUCGGCUUCAUCUGCAGCUGUAGCGGCGGCUCCGUCGGCACCGGUUGUGUCAAGGAGGCGCGACGAUUCGCUGCUGCAGCAGCAGGAUGGGAUCCAAGGCGCCAUUUUGCACUGCAAGAGAUCCUUCAAUUCGUCUCGAGAGUCUGAGGCAUCAGUUUUACCAAGAUCAGUGAGCGAUCCAUGUCAUGAAAAAUCGACGGAAUCGAGUAGGAAAUAAUCAGAAAAGGGAAAGUUGUGAGAGAAAAUUAGGAA
Messenger RNA from Carica papaya (papaya), 1539 nucleotides. It is a transcript of the gene MAKR2, whose product is annotated as membrane-associated kinase regulator. Gene Ontology annotation, cellular component: plasma membrane. The record is from RefSeq and is a predicted model, not a curated record. Lineage: Eukaryota; Viridiplantae; Streptophyta; Magnoliopsida; Brassicales; Caricaceae.